This is a messenger RNA of Ophidiomyces ophidiicola, 1455 nucleotides long. RefSeq names its product NAD-dependent histone deacetylase sir2 (gene SIR2). Lineage: Eukaryota; Fungi; Ascomycota; Eurotiomycetes; Onygenales; Onygenaceae. The coding region runs from base 1 to 1455 and encodes 484 amino acids. Gene Ontology annotation, molecular function: NAD+ binding. The transcript has 5 exons. The record is from RefSeq and is a predicted model, not a curated record.
AUGGAUGUCACGCCACAGCUAGCAGAUGAUGCGGCAGCGCGCAAGACAGAGACUCUUGAUUCCGUUCUCAUUCGAUCUCGCGUCACCAGUGAGGCCAGAGACGGAUCGACUCCCCCACCAGAAGUACCACCCUCGAACUGUUCAAGUAUUUCAGAAGCAUCUGGCGAUGAAUGGGAGACCGAAUCUAUCUACGAAGAAGCCUUGCAGUCCAUUUCCGACGAACAGCUUCGUGAUGGAGUCAUUCCAAAUGCAGUAACACUGGAAGAAGCGCGAGCUUUUCGCAAACGCUUACACGAACUUGGCAUAACACAGUUUUUAGGGGAGACGAUCGUACGCAAGAAAAUUUCAGCGAAGAAGCUGUGCACUGCCUUUGGAGUUUUCCCCCCGCCGUUCCUAGAAGAUUUACCUGAUAACGCCUUUAUCGAGCCUCUGUGUUUGGGAAUCAAACGCGAAUAUUCCAAGCGUCUGAAGCUCUCGCAAUACAAUACCAUAGAUGAUGCCGUGGAAUUGCUGAAGCGAUCAAAAAACAUUAUUGUUUUGACUGGUGCCGGCAUAUCAACAAGCCUUGGUAUCCCUGAUUUCAGAUCAAAGGACAUUGGGCUGUAUUCAAAACUAGAGCAUCUCGGGCUCGGUGACCCGCAGGAAGUAUUUGAUAUUAACCUUUUCCUCGAAGACCCAACCAUCUUUUAUUCUUUCGCCAAAGAUAUUUUACCAACAGAGAAGAGAUUCUCACCCACACAUGCUUUUAUUAAACUCCUUCAAGAUAAGGGAAAGCUGCUGACUAACUUCACUCAAAAUAUUGACAAUGUCGAAAGUAAUGCGGGAAUUCUCCCAUCCAAAUUAAUUCAGUGUCAUGGUUCUUUUGCCACUGCUACCUGCCUUAAAUGCAAAACCCAAGUCAAUGGGGAAGCCAUCUUCCAUAAAAUUCGUGAAGGGCUUGUCCCUAACUGCAAACAAUGCAAGAAGAGGCUUGUCAUGAAAACUCAAUGUAAAAAAAGAAAACACAGCUCGAUUGAAUCACAUAAAAAAUCUAGAAAAUGGCAUACAGACGAUGACUCAGAAGGCGAAGACUAUAAUGCUCCUGGCAUCAUGAAGCCUGAUAUUACUUUUUUUGGAGAAGACCUCCCAGACGCGUUCAGGAAUCGCCUCCUAGGUCAUGAUCGUGAUUUGGCGGAUCUCGUCAUUGUCAUUGGGACAUCUUUGAAAGUAGCACCAGUUUCCGAAGUUCCAGGCCUCAUGCCAACCAUUCCUCAGCUCUUCAUAUCUCGCACACCGGUAUCGCACAUAGAUUUUGACAUAGACAUGCUCGGUGAUUGCGAUGUUGUAGUAACAGAACUUUGUCGACGUGCUGGGUGGGAUCUGAAACAUGAAAUGAUUCCUUCUAAUCAGAAAAUCGAAGUUCAUUCCCAAGAAGGCUUUGAGUCCCGAUACAUAAUAACGGCCCUCAGCACCUAG